AUUAGAAGUAUUUCCUCCAGAAACAACCUGUUACUCUUUGAAACCUAUCGAGCAGCACCACGUCCCCUUGGAAAUGCAUUGUCUUACUUAAAUGCUGCUUUCUUUGCUGAGAUAUCUGCUAGCAAAGAAUCUAAGGGAAAUAUCAUAACUAAUUGUCAAUUGGCUUUUGGUGCUUAUGGGACAAAACAUGGAAUCAGGGCAAGGAAGGUUGAGGAAUUUUUAACUGGGAAAAACUUAUGCAUAACUCUUCUAUUAGAAGCUAUUAAAUUACUUAAAGUCACUGUUGUGCCAGCGGAAGGUACCUCAAGUCCAGCUUAUAGAUCAAGCCUUGCUGUUGGUUUUCUUUUUGAGUUCUUUAGCCCCUUUCUUGAAACCAGGACAGCUGAGAGUUCCAAUGGUUUGUGGAAUUCGUAUGAAAAUUGUUUGCCAUUUGAGGAUUCAAAAAUAAAACAAAGUUAUGAACAUGGUGGUGAUGUGAAACCUCCAACCCUGCUGUCAUCUUCACAGUUGGUGUUGGAAGCAAGCAAAGAAUAUCGUCCAGUUGGUAGACCGAUUGUGAAAUCUGGAGCUUCACUCCAAGCAUCUGGUGAGGCUGUUUAUGUGGAUGACAUUCCCUCUCCAACAAACUGCCUAUAUGGAGCAUUCAUUUACAGCACAAAGCCUUUGGCACAGGUAAAGGGAAUAAGGUUCAGAACAGAGUUGGUACCUGAUGGAGUUUCUGCACUUAUUUCGUUCAAAGACAUUCCAGAAGGUGGGAAGAAUGUAGGUUCUGUGACUGGAUUGGGUACUGAACCUUUAUUUGCAGAUGAACUUAUUCAGUGUGUUGGCCAGAGGGUUGCGCUUGUGGUUGCAGAUACACCGAAACAUGCAGACAUGGCAGCAAACCUUGCAGUAAUUGAUUAUGAUACUGAAAAUCUGGAGCCUCCAAUAUUAACAGUUGAGGAUGCUGUUGAAAAAUCUAGCUUUUUUGAGGUUCCUCCUUUCUUAAACCCUGGACAGGUCGGCGAUAUAUCAAGAGGAAUGGCAGAGGCUGAGCAAAAAAUUAUCAAUUCUGAGAUCAGACUUGGGUCACAGUACUAUUUCUAUAUGGAGACACAAACUGCUCUUGCUGUACCAGAUGAAGACAAUUGCAUGGUAGUUUAUAGCUCAUCUCAGUGCCCUGAGUAUGUACAUACUACAGUUGCCCAGUGUCUUGGGGUUCCUGAGCAUAAUAUUCGUGUGGUUACAAGACGAGUUGGUGGUGGAUUUGGUGGAAAAGCCAUAAAAUCUAUGCCGGUUGCUACAGCAUGUGCACUUGCUGCAGACAGAUUACGGCGUCCAGUGAGGAUAUAUCUUAAUCGAAAAACUGAUAUGAUGAUGGCAGGAGGAAGGCAUCCCAUGAAAAUAACUUAUAGUGUGGGAUUCAAAUCAGAUGGGAAGAUUACAGCUUUACAGCUUGUUAUAUUAAUUGAUGCAGGGAUGUCUCCUGAUGUAAGUUCAAUAAUGCCAAUGGGUAUCGUAGGUGCACUUAAGAAGUAUGACUGGGGUGCUUUAUCUUUUGAUAUAAAGCUGUGCAAAACGAACCUUCCAAGUAAAUCAGCAAUGCGAGCGCCUGGGGAUGUACAAGGAUCAUUCAUUGCUGAAGCUGUUAUUGAAAACGUAGCAUCUAUCCUUUCCAUGGAGGUGGAUACUGUUAGACACAUCAAUCUCCACACACCCAACAGCCUUGACCUAUUUUACCACCAUAGUGCUGGUGAAACUGAGGAGUAUACUUUACCAUCAUUAUGGGAUAAAUUAGCCAUGUCUUCAAGCUAUAGUCAAAGGAUUGAAAUUGUGAAAGACUUUAAUAGGCGUAACAAAUGGCACAAAAGGGGCAUUUCUCGAGUGCCUAUAGUGCAUGAAGUCUCAGUGAUUAGAGCACCAGGGAAAGUAAGCAUUUUGAGUGAUGGGUCUAUUGUGGUUGAGGUUGGUGGCAUUGAGCUUGGUCAGGGGCUCUGGACAAAAGUCAAACAGAUGGCUGCAUAUGCCCUUAGUUUGAUCCAGUGUGAAGGAAUGGUCAAUCUCUUGGACAAAGUACGUGUUAUACAGUCUGACACAUUGAGCUUAAUCCAAGGAGGUCUCACUGCUGGAAGCACAACAUCUGAAUCAUGCUGUCAAGCAGUCCAACUUUGUUGCAGUGUCUUGGUUGAGAGGCUUACAUCUCUUAAGCAAAGACUGCAGCAAAAAAUGGGUUCUGUAAAAUGGGAAAUGCUGAUUCGUCAGGCAUAUAUGGAAAGCGUGAAUUUAUCUGCAAGUUCCUUAUAUGUGCCAGACUUUGCUUCCAUGAGAUACCUUAACUAUGGUGCUGCAGUCAGCGAGGUGGAGAUAAAUCUUCUGACAGGAUCAACCACCAUUUUGAGGACAGAUAUUGUUUAUGACUGCGGACAAAGCCUCAAUCCAGCUGUUGAUCUAGGACAGAUUGAAGGAGCAUUCGUUCAAGGAAUCGGGUUCUUUAUGCUUGAAGAAUACACAUCAAAUUCUGAGGGAAUGGUGCUUGCAGAUAGCACAUGGACUUACAAGAUCCCUACAGUGGACACCAUUCCGAAGCAGUUCAAUGUUGAAAUUCUGAAUAGCGGACAGCACAAGAAACGUGUACUCUCAUCUAAAGCAUCUGGUGAGCCACCUUUGCUUCUAGCAGUUUCUGUUCAUUGUGCCACAAGAGCAGCCAUUAAAGAAGCCAGAAAGCAGCUGCAAUGUUGGAGCAUGCAAGACGAGCUCGAUUCAACGUUCCAGUUGCAGGUCCCUGCAGCAAUGCCUGUUGUUAAGGAGCUUUGUGGACUGGACAAUGUUGAGAGGUACUUACAGUGGAGAUUAGCUCAAAAUGAAGCUUCAUGAACCGGACUUGAUAAUGGCUUGUCUUCGUGGUUAUUUCCCAACCCCUUCACAAAAGGGUUCAACUCCUGGCAGCCAAAGUUCGGUUUACUUCUACCCGGUAAAUAAAAUUUUUGUCGAUUGUUUCAAAAGUUUUAAGCUAAUUAAAAAUGACUUCUCAACACUAGAUUUCUAGUUUUGAUACCAUGUUAAACAAUUGAUUGUAACAAAUAAUUAAAAAGCUUAAACCGAAAGAAAAUAGUACAAUUUAUUAUUUAUACGUCAACGCCAUAAAUAGAAGAGAAAAGUGCUGUAAUUAUAUCCAUUUUUUUAUCUGUAGCCAACUGUGUUUUGUAUAUUUUGUAUACAACAUUUCAUGAAAUAAAAGAAAGCAAGAAACUGAACUUGCAAACAAAAUGAAUGUCAAAAGUUAACCACUGCAAA
Molecule: messenger RNA, 3273 nt
Organism: Carica papaya (papaya)
Lineage: Eukaryota; Viridiplantae; Streptophyta; Magnoliopsida; Brassicales; Caricaceae
Product: indole-3-acetaldehyde oxidase
Molecular function (GO): aldehyde oxidase activity; iron ion binding; 2 iron, 2 sulfur cluster binding
Source: RefSeq, a predicted model, not a curated record